AUGGCGACCGAAACACAAUCACAACCUCAGAUAACCAUCAUUCAGCGCAUCGGCUCUAUCCCGCUCGUCAGCGAUGGCUUGUCGACGCUGCACAACACGUUGUCCACGAACGCGUAUACGGCCUCACCGUACGCGCAUGCCCAGGAUUUCACCGAGGCUGGUGAGCUGCAGGCAAUUUCAAAGACUGCUCUUGGAUACACUGCGCCCAUCCAGAGCAAGCUUGCACCUAUACUUGUCAAGGCGGACGGUUACGCCAAUCAGGUGGUAGACGCUGUGGAGUCAAGGUACCCGUACCCCUUCAAGGCGCACGCGGACGAUAUUGUGAAGGACUUGAAAGGCAGGAGCGAUGCAGCCAAGGGUGUUGCAACCAAGACCAUUGAUGAUAAAGUCACCGCUAUUGACUCUCGCUUCGCCCCUCUGGUUGACUACAUGGAAGUCUACGUUAACCAACUUGCUCCUUCUCCGUCUCGGUCGCCCACCACCACCACCUCCACCUCCGGCCCUUCCUCCCCUGUAGAAGGAAAGAAGUACCAGUACCAACGAGCGAUCGAUCUCUCGAAGAAUCUCAGGGACAGCCUUUAUGUCUACUCGAAUGAGCAUAUCAAGCAACUGCAGAGCCAGAGUGUGCUGGUACAACGUGCGACGGCUACUGCCGAUAGCAUCACGAAGGCGGCCUCAGCGCAAUAUGCUUCUGCUCAUGGCAGAGUUACGGCUCUUUCCGACACCAUGCUGUCUGAACUUCAGUCCAUCAAGGCGCAGACGGCGGAGCUUCCUACGCAAUUGCAAUCAACGCUCCACUCUCUCACCACCGAGCUCGGCACUACCAUUCAUCAACUUUCUGCCAUCAUCUCUGCGAAGGACCUUCCGCCCAAGGAGAAGUUCCAACAAGUCACGACGACGGUUCAGACUCGCGUUCAACCCCUCCUCGACGCCACGACCGCGCGGAUAUCUGCCAUCCUUGACCAGAUUGCUCACCGCAAGGAACAGGGAGAGAAGAAGGCCACAGACGCCGUCGAAAUCGUGAAGGAGACCGUUGACACGACCAACGUCGCCGAGAAGACGGGCGUGUCCUAUGCGGAGGUUGUCAAGACCAGCGAUGUCGACGAGAGCAACGGAGCAAGCAACAGUUCCUCCUGA
Messenger RNA from Punctularia strigosozonata HHB-11173 SS5, 1137 nucleotides. RefSeq lists its product as uncharacterized. Bases 1 to 1137 code for a protein of 378 amino acids. The transcript is spliced from 6 exons. Gene Ontology annotation, cellular component: cytosol; lipid droplet. Lineage: Eukaryota; Fungi; Basidiomycota; Agaricomycetes; Corticiales; Punctulariaceae. Gene Ontology annotation, biological process: lipid storage; positive regulation of triglyceride storage. The record is from RefSeq and is a predicted model, not a curated record.